AUGAAGAAUGCUUGUCUGGUCUUGUUGGCAGCUUUGGUUGCAGUUGCGUCCAGUCAACAGAGAUUAACGGUCUCUGGAAACGUCUUCAAACUUAACAACCACCAUGUCUUCUUGUCUGGCGCGAACCUUGCCUGGAUCAACUAUGCGCGCGAUUUUGGAAAUGGACAGUGGGCAAGAUCGAAACCAAAGAUCGAAGAACAGCUCAGGCUUCUACAUCAAGCCGGGGGAAACAGUAUGCGACUGUGGAUACACAUUCAGGGGGAGACAACCCCCAAGUUUGACAACAACGGUUACGUCACAGCACCUGACAACGGGGGGACGCUGCUGGACGACUUCAAAGACUUGCUGGACACAGCUCAGAAGUAA
Aplysia californica (California sea hare) is the source of this 366-nucleotide messenger RNA. RefSeq names its product mannan endo-1,4-beta-mannosidase. The record is from RefSeq and is a predicted model, not a curated record. Bases 1 to 366 code for a protein of 121 amino acids. NCBI's taxonomy places the organism in Eukaryota, Metazoa, Mollusca, Gastropoda, Aplysiida, Aplysiidae. The transcript has 4 exons.